Molecule: messenger RNA, 351 nt
Organism: Aspergillus novofumigatus IBT 16806
Lineage: Eukaryota; Fungi; Ascomycota; Eurotiomycetes; Eurotiales; Aspergillaceae
Exons: 2
Source: RefSeq, a predicted model, not a curated record
ACCGCCAUUUCCAUCCCUGGACACAUCAUGUUCGGGAUCAAGGAAGUCGACCCGGCCAUUGCUGCAAUCCCCUCGGACGAAAAGCAUGCACUCGGAAAGGCCACAGCGACCACUGCCUGGGAUAUGGUAAAUGCUCUGCUGGCUGCCUCUGCCCUCCUCAACAUUCAAUGGUCGAGACCGGGAGUCCGGACUCUGGAAGAAAAGGCUAUCAUUGCGGCUACGGUUCUGGCGGGCACAUUGACGGGUUGGAGGUACUUCAAGGUGCGCUCCUACGUUGGAUUGGGUUGCCUGUGGAUUGCUCCUUGGCUUACUGCGGGAGCUGUGAUCUACCAACGACUUGAGAAGGCAUAA